CUUUUUUUUUUUUCAAUGACCCAUUAUGGAAAAUCAAAUGCAGUACAACAAAUUAAAAACAAGAAGCAUAAAAUAAUUGAAAACCCAAAGGCCUAAACCGAUAAAUUUUGUCUGCAGAAAAACCAUGGAGCUCCUACCUCUCAACUAUGGAAACAAAACCCUGCCUCUCAAAUCCACUCCCUCUCCCAAAAUCACUUGUUUCAGAACCAUUCGAGCUUGCUCUCCCAGACAGGACCUCAAAGGCCGAACUGUUGCAGUAAUUGGCUUGGGAAUAUCUGGAAAAGCUGCUGCAAGGCUUGCUCUUGCGCGAGGUGCUUCGGUUGUAGGUAUUGAUCAGGAUGAGAGUUUGAGUUCGCUAGAGCAUGAUCCUUCUUUUAUGGCAUUGAACUCUACUGGGUUCAAAACGGUCCUUGGAAACUUUGAUUGGAAUCUGCUUAAGGAUGCAGAUGUGGUAGUUGUUUCUCCUGGAGUUCCCCUAGAAAAAUACGGCCUUUCAUAUUUGUUACAGUCGCAGGGAAAACAGGUCAUGUCCGAGUUGGAUUUUGCAGCAGAAGCCCUCCCAAAAAGUGUCAAAAUUUUGGCAGUGACAGGGACCAAUGGGAAAUCCACUACUGUUACUUUUGCUGGACAGAUGCUUAAUCAUUUUGGUAUUGAUACAUUUGUGGGGGGGAACCUUGGAACUUCACUCUCUGAGGCUGCAAUUCAGCAUGUGACAUUGCCCGCACAAGAAUGUAAGCUUAAGGUUGCAGUAGUGGAAGUCAGCAGCUACCAAAUGGCAAUUCCCUGUGUGUACUUCCGUCCUUCGGUUUCUGUGGUACUAAAUCUUACCCCUGAUCAUUUCGAAAGGCACAAGACAAUGCUUGAUUAUGCAGAGCACAAGUGUCGUCUAUUUUCUCACAUGACCAACGCCAAGCUGGGACUUCUUUCAUUUGGGAACCAGCACUUGGAUGAAGCAGUUAAGAAAUAUUGGAAUAAAUUUAAUCCUGCUUGGAUAGGAGCUUUCCCUGGUUUGGAAAUUGAUACGGAGGCAAAAAUUGCCACCUUCAAAGUUCCUGACAUAGGAAUUGAGUCACAAUUGCAACUUGGUAGCAUGAGAGCCAUGGGGAAGCACAACUAUUUUAAUGCUGCAGUGGCUGCAUUGUCUGUGGCUGGACUGGAUGUUGGCGUACAUAUUGAAGACAUCAAUUCAACAAUUGAGAAACUGAGGCCACCGCCUCAUCGAAUGCAAGUUGUACACAAGGAUAUUCAUGGGGUUACAUGGGUGGAUGACAGCAAGGCAACAAAUGUUGAAGCUACGUAUGCAGGGCUUAUGGGUCUGAAGGGACAAAAAUCAGUGAUUCUACUUGGAGGCCUUGCUAAGGUCUUAGUCGGACAAGCGUCAAAUGGUUUUGAAGAAUUGAUCGAGCCACUAACGGGCCAUAGAUGUGUAAUAACUUUCGGGGCUUCAGGAACCAUGAUUCAUCAGGAAUUGUCCGAUAACGGUCUUGACAUUCCUUGUAUUCAAGCCACAAACCUGAAGGAUGCAGUCGAGCAAGCUAGGAAGAUGGCAAAACAUGGUGAUGCCAUUGUGCUAAGUCCAGCUUGUGCUAGCUUUGAUGAAUUCAGGAACUUCGAGCAUCGAGGGAUGGUUUUCCGGGAAUUGGCCUUAUCUUCAUAACACGUUUUCAACCACUCUGUUAUAAACCAUAUGCAUUGAAUAAAUCUGUUAGAAAACUAUGGAUUUUUGGCUAAGCUUGAGAACCAUAGAGCAUAAUUAGUUUUCAGAAAUAAAAUAUAUCCAAUGUACUUUUUAUGAAUCAAAUAAUAGCUUAAGCCAUCUUGAGUUUUGGAACUAUUGAUGUAUAUUUAAAAUGGAUAAUCAAAUGACCAAUUUUAGGAAUUGUAAACUUAA
Gossypium raimondii (Peruvian cotton) is the source of this 1891-nucleotide messenger RNA. RefSeq lists its product as uncharacterized. NCBI's taxonomy places the organism in Eukaryota, Viridiplantae, Streptophyta, Magnoliopsida, Malvales, Malvaceae. Gene Ontology annotation, molecular function: ATP binding; UDP-N-acetylmuramoylalanine-D-glutamate ligase activity. Gene Ontology annotation, biological process: regulation of cell shape; cell division; biosynthetic process. The record is from RefSeq and is a predicted model, not a curated record. Gene Ontology annotation, cellular component: cytoplasm. The transcript has 13 exons. Bases 125 to 1657 code for a protein of 510 amino acids.